This is a messenger RNA of Paracoccidioides lutzii Pb01, 627 nucleotides long. RefSeq lists its product as hypothetical. The coding region runs from base 1 to 627 and encodes 208 amino acids. The transcript is spliced from 5 exons. The record is from RefSeq and is a predicted model, not a curated record.
AUGGAUCGCUACGCUUCCUAUGCAGCGACCGAUAUGAUGGAAGCGUACUAUAAAGUUGCCCUCAAGAAAGUUGUUGAUGACAUCAGCGUCCUCGCUAUUGAGGCGUUGUAUGGCUUAAACGAUGAUGUCAUCCAGAGAAUUGCAGCGGAGAGUGAGGAAUCAGCGGCUGAGCGGGCGCGAUCCACAGAGAGGUUGAAGAUCUUGGAAAUGGGAUUCCAAGCCUUGAAUAGUCUCAAAAGCCAUUCGAGGAAGACUGGGUUCAAAGAAUCAGCAAGCACUGAGGGCGACAUGGGUUCCCCACUUUUGGAGACUGAUCCUGAGGAGCUGGAUAUUACACCCCCACCAGACGAGGAGCACUCUGAACUGUGGCCAGCUGUGGAAGCGGAAGCACCGAUGCCCGAAAAGCCAUGUGACCUUCCACCGCCUUCGGUAGAGGUCAACUUUGCUCUGUCAGGAAAGCUGAAAUAUGGCAAGGGUAGGCGCCGACUCAAAGGCACCAAAGCAACAGGUGCGCUGGAGCCAGACUGGAAAUAUUUCCAGGGUUACUACAGGAGGCAGACAGGGAAUCCGGUGGGCAAGGAGAUGAGUGAAGAUGUUCGCCGAGUGGUUCAACAGCAUCCCAUCUGA